CUCAGGCCUCCUCCCGUCCCUAUCCUGCAUCCAUCUGUCUGUCUGACUGGGUGUCCCUUAGUAGUGAGUCAUGAAGUGGUCUCUGUGGAGCCUGCUGCUGCUGUGCCUGUGUACCCCAGGACGGAGUGACUGCCAGGGGGACUGCCUGGCCUGUGGCCUCCUACUAUCCAACCCCCAGAGCCAGAGCCAGCAGCAAGCGUUCAAUACACUGGUGUGUCUGUUGGAGUGUGACGGUCACGUCUCCCCUGCCCUCACCUGGGAUCUGUGUCAGCGAGCCAUGCUACCGCACUACCCCCUCCCACCAGACGACGGCGCUGUGUCUAAGAGACCAGAGGAAAAACUGUCCUUAAACCUUGCCCCUGUUGACCUGGAGUCAGAUGGAAAUAUGCUCUAUUCUGCAGCCAUGGAGCGCUACCAGCAGGAUGGAGCGAAACAGGAAGACGAGGCCCUGGUGCGACGUGAUGCCCAGUACGACUCCUCUCCGCUGGGCUUGACCGCCGAGGGAGACACGCUGGCGCUGGGAGACGAGGAGGAGGAGGAUGCCGUGGUCCAGCUGACCAAGCGUUUCGGGGGCUUCCUGAAAGGUCGCCACAGUUACAGGAAGUUGAUUGGCGGCCCGGUGAGGAAGUCGCUGCAGAAACGCCUCGGAGGGUUCAUCGGGAUCAGGAAGUCGGCCAGGAAGUGGAACAACCAGAAGAGGGUGAGCCAGCUCCUCCGGCAGUACCUGGGGAUGACCAGCAGCAGCACCCCUGGUCGCGGUGUUGGGAGGUUCACUAACCCAGCCCAGGGCCUCAGGAGGCUAUCCAACCGGCUGUAGCCUUCCCCUCAUCCCCUGGGGCCUCUCUGUUCUU
Messenger RNA from Salvelinus namaycush (lake trout), 851 nucleotides. It is a transcript of the gene pnocb, whose product is annotated as prepronociceptin b. The transcript is spliced from 3 exons. Gene Ontology annotation, biological process: neuropeptide signaling pathway; chemical synaptic transmission; sensory perception. The record is from RefSeq and is a predicted model, not a curated record. Bases 71 to 817 code for a protein of 248 amino acids. Lineage: Eukaryota; Metazoa; Chordata; Actinopteri; Salmoniformes; Salmonidae. Gene Ontology annotation, cellular component: neuronal cell body; plasma membrane; axon terminus. Gene Ontology annotation, molecular function: opioid receptor binding.